GAGCUCCAGCUUCGAGGAAUUCUUGGACACCGCGCCUCACGUGACAGCGCCUGACAGCUCAGAGGAGGAACACCAACAUGGCGGUGUGCAUAGCAGUGAUCGCUAAAGAGAACUACCCGCUGUACAUCCGCAGUGUGCCCACUCAGAAUGAGCUGAAGUUUCACUACACGGUGCACACCUCUCUGGACGUGGUGGAGGAGAAGAUCUCUGCUGUGGGCAAGUCCCUGGGGGACCAGAGAGAGCUGUACCUGGGUCUGCUCUACCCCACCGAAGACUACAAAGUAUAUGGGUAUGUCACAAACUCCAAGGUGAAGUUUGUCAUCGUGGUGGACUCCUCAAACACAUCAUUGCGGGACAAUGAAAUAAGGAGUAUGUUCAGAAAAUUACACAAUACCUUUACCGAUGUAAUGUGCAACCCGUUCCACAAUCCUGGGGACACCAUUCAGUCCAAGGCCUUUGAUGGAAUUGUUUCAGGAAUGAUGGUGCAAUCUGGCUGAUGUCCCUUCCUGCUCACCUGCCACUGUACAUAGUCCCCCUAUUGUUUGUUUACAUGUCACCUUGAAUUUUGAAAUGUGUAACUGUUAUAAAACUUAAUUUUUGUUGCA
This is a messenger RNA of Scophthalmus maximus (turbot), 605 nucleotides long. RefSeq names its product trafficking protein particle complex subunit 2L (gene trappc2l). The coding region runs from base 78 to 497 and encodes 139 amino acids. Gene Ontology annotation, cellular component: nucleus; cytoplasm; TRAPP complex. The transcript is spliced from 6 exons. The record is from RefSeq and is a predicted model, not a curated record. NCBI's taxonomy places the organism in Eukaryota, Metazoa, Chordata, Actinopteri, Pleuronectiformes, Scophthalmidae. Gene Ontology annotation, biological process: endoplasmic reticulum to Golgi vesicle-mediated transport.